Molecule: messenger RNA, 1924 nt
Organism: Trichoderma asperellum CBS 433.97
Lineage: Eukaryota; Fungi; Ascomycota; Sordariomycetes; Hypocreales; Hypocreaceae
Source: RefSeq, a predicted model, not a curated record
CUCGUCCCGCCCUCCCGCUCCUUCGAGGCUUCCACGCGAUCGCCAAGCCACGCCGCUUCUCUUGGGAGCGAAUAUUCAAAUUGGGCCAAUAUAUAUAGCCUUGCGCCUUGAUCUCUACUACUGCUAUUUGCAACAAGUCUUUCACUGGCAAAAGAAAAUCCAGCAGUCUCAAACUGCAUUUAACUUCGUUUGCCCAAUCUUUGAGCCUUAUACUGAGAUCCAGAGUCGCGGCAUAAAAUGGAUGCUGCCAAGACCCCGCACUCCGCCAAUCCAUGGACGGCUGAUAUUUCUGACGAGAAUACAAAGAUUACAACAUCAUCGCUAUUGCUUGUACUUGAGGGCGUUGCAGUGGCCACCAAGGCGCCUGGUAAAUAUGUUGAGCCACUGGUUGAAUGGCUGCAGCAGCGUCAACAUACAUCCGAUGCAGCCAACAAUCCUGAUGCAGCUCUUCCCUUUCGCGAGUGGCUUGCAGCAAUAAUCUCUAACCCCCGAAACUGCAAUGAUGGAACCAGGCAGCUUGUCCAAGUUACUCUAGCCGUUGCACUACUGCGAGAGAAGGCUCGGGGCGGUCAAAAUUUGGACGGGGCGAGUAUCGAUUCGAUAUGGAGCCCAAUCUACGAAGCUAUCAUCAGUGCACGAGACACAGAGCUUCAGUUCACUGUUUCUCGCAGCGCGCAGGGAUUCUUGGCUGUACCGCUGUGCAGCCUCGUCAAAGACGGACGCAUUCAGGAGCUGUGGCGGCUACACACUUGGCUCCCUGACGGGCAACGGGGUGUCUCUGAGGAGGUGUGUAUUCAUGCUCACCAGCCAUACGGACAGAGCUGGAUAUUGCUGGGCUCUGGCACAGACUGUACCUUCGAAGUUGACACCCCUGCCGAUUCCUCAUUGACUACUCAUGCGGUUUAUGAGUGUUGUUACUGCGCGGCAGACGGCAAACAGAACGGCACGGGAUAUCAGACCCACCAGAUGAGUUCGACAAUUAGGAGCACAGGAAGGCUCGUGAGAGUGACACCGGCGAGUCGUAUAUCGCACUCGCGCGACAUGACUUACAGUGUACCCGGUGGCGCCUACCAUCGCUCCAUCGUACCGGGCGGCAGGCUUCACGCUACGCUUUUUGUCUUUGAUGCACAUCGGGGAUAUGACGAUGCAGCCGCCGUGCUUGGUCCGAAGGAUGGCGGCGAGUGGGUUCAGCCCCGUGAUCCGGAUGGUAUCACGGCCGAAGUCCUCGCUCAGAUUGUGGACGCAACCCGAAAGUGGGAGCAAGCACAUGGAGCCGCUUCUGAAGGAGAUGAUGAACACGACACUGUGAUGGGAUAUUAUAGAUAUUUUCGGGGCAUGGCACUCCUCAAAGAUGAAGGUCAAGAAAGUGCUUUGCAGUAUUUAAAUCCCCCAGAGAGUUGUACACCAGCCCAAGCAUUUACUCAUGAACCCUCUAUGCAACAUCAAACAUACAUCACGGAGCUUAUGAAAGCAGGGGUAGUUAGUUCAUGAUAUAUCAGCUCAAUAUAACAAACCGUAUUCUUGUGCUUAUAUCCAUCCGUCGGAUAAUAAAGAUUCUAUCUAUGGGGACGGUUAGUGACGGGGUUAAUGGAUAAGUUAGGGUCAACGGUUAGCAUUAGUUAUACUAUUGUUUAAGUAAGUUAGAGCAGACAGCGAAGACGGUAGGCUAUUAUAACGGCAAAUAGAUAUUGAAAGGAGUCUGCCGGUUCAUACAAUGUCUCUCCCAAGCAAUUUGCUCUGCCUCACCAAAAAAUCGAUUUUCGGUCUGUCCAGCUUCUCCUCUGUGAGUUUCAAAUUGCCUACGUCCAGGACGUGACUCGUAUCGCCUGCCUUGAAAGAACCAUCACAGUCCUCCCACCAUUGGUGUAGUCCGUAUGAUUCCACAAUUGCACGCAUUAGCAUAACCUCGACUGCACACCAUGCU